UUAUUCCUCACGAUACGUUCCGGGUGACUUAACAAGCCAGCGCGCUCUCAGAGUCGAGGUUCUACAUUCAAACAGUUAAGACAUACAUUUCGUUCUUUUCCAGUAACUCAUUAAUACAUGUUAAUGUUCCUCUGUGCAUGUGCAGUUGCAUUUAGUUGUAUGCCCACUUACUUUAUCCCCAUUUUUCCACCAUUAGCUUCACGACAGAGACUUAUGGCUGACCUUUAGCUGUUUUUCCCUAAUCUGGCAAAAUUCAAUUGCUCGUUAGGCCAUAAUGAGCAAUUUCCAAAACAAUAUAUGUGAAAAUCUGUGGAAAACACCCUUGCACCUGAUGAAAUGCAAAGACAAUUAGUCUGUUGUGACUCCAGUGCUUCUCGUGAAGCAGAAUUAAGAGAAAACAAAGCUGUUCACACACCAAAGUUGAAAUUUUUAGAAUUGGCACUCAUUGAUUCCUUUUGCUGAACUCAUAUAUUGGCCCUUAAACUAAUAUACUGGAUCCCUAUUGCUAAACAAAUCAGCCUAAUUGUCACCUUUUCAGCCUAAACUCUGAAGGGGUGAGUGGCUUAUUCAGAUUUUGCUCUUCAUUAAUAUUAGUGCAGCACUGGGAGCAGAAAAAUAUUGUCUGGGGAACUGCCUGUCCCAUGCCUCCCCUUUCAUGAUGCUUAUCUCUCUUGCUUUUCCCAAGCUCCAAAAUUACUUCCAAACCUUCUAUUUUGUAACUUUUUAUUCCCUUCCUCAUUAGACCUCAAAGUUCUGCUGCUUUCCUCCAUCCUCAGAGAACAGUAGCAUUCCUUCUUGGCCUUUGCCUUCGGUGGCUGAACCAAGAGCCUGAACUCUGAAGUCAUUUUGAACAAUAUGUGCUUCCAUGCUGACACUCCGGUUGCCAAUUCAACAUAAUUACACAGACUGGACAGGCACAAGAGCCUUUUUUGAGAAAGAGUGCAGGCACAUCUCCCUUCCAAUACAUGCAGCCCUCCAGCCAACCUUCCAAGCAGAAGCACAGCUCUUACUGCUGGGUUUUCAAAGAUCCUGUUUUGGUUUACAUCUAGAGCAAUUUUAUGUCUGAAGGAUAUUUCAGAUCUAGAACUCAGCAUCAAUAUCCUCCAGAGUCGUAACCAUAAGGCAGCACCAUCUUCUAUGACAGUGGAAGAAUGUGACUCUGUGGAAGAGAUUCAAUUGUAUCCACAUCCCCAAACAUGGGACUCUUGCCUACCACAAAUCACAGAAUCACAGAAUGGCCAGGGUUGGAAGGGACCUCCAGGAUCAUGACUCUCCAAACUCCCUGCCACCAUAAAGGAUGAGCUCUCUUAGAUUAGUUCCUAAAGCAGGUUUCUGAAGAUUUCAAAUUCUUCCACCCUGCAGAAGCCAUUCCUCCUGCCUCAAACAGACACCACUUCCUGUUCUCAGCAGGACAGUGAAAAAGCCACGCUCUUAGCAGAGAAAAGCACUAGCGUUAUCUGUAUAGAAAAUGAUGGAUGCGGUAGCCAAUAAAGAGGCAAUUUAGCAGCAAAUUGUUGCAGCAUUCUUCUUAUGAGGUCAGCAAAUGACAUAACCAAUACUGAAAAAUUAACCCUGCCCACAGCACGGGGUUUGGAAUCGGAUGUUCCUUGAGGCCCCUUGCAAGCUGAGCCAUUCUGUGAAUGCAGGAUUCUGCUCCAGAAAGCGCCCAAUGGGCCCAGCUAUCCGUCAGUGACAGGGGGACUGACUUUUUCCUGGUAAGAAUUCAGCAGGACAGCGCAGUCAUUUUUCUUAUCGAGCACACCUACAGGAACGAGGAGCAAAGCGAGGUGCCUGCAGGCAGGAAGGACAGCACGAAGGGGCAGCGUGCGGACAGCGCCGUUCAGAACUGCUGCCGGCCCGCCGUGCUCAACGUGACCCUGCAGUAAGAGAUGCCCUCGAGCCUGCAGGCGCCCAGCAAGGCACAAAGCACGGAGUUCCACCGGCCCGAGAGCCGCAGCUGCACAUAAUGUCUUCUGGAGGCUCAUUUACCUGCGAGGGCCUCGAAUGCGUAAAGAGAGACCCAUCGUUAGAGAGCGACCGCGGCUCGGCGCCGGGCACAGCUCCGCCCCGCUCCCGCUGCCUCCCCACCGCCCCGCUCCGGGAUUGCAGCGGCCCGCCCCGCCGGGGCCUUUCGGUGCCGGCGCUGUUUCCGGGGCGAGCGGCCGCGCCUGCCCCAAAGUCGCGGAGCCUAGGCGGUGCCGAGGUGGUGCCGGGCGCCGACCCGGCCCGGACGCGGCUGUGCUUCGCGUGGGGCCCCGCCGAGAUGCUGCUGUGCGAGACGCUCUUCGGCUGCAGAGGCAGGGAGCGCCGCGAGGCUCCGGGAGGCAGCGCAGGGCCGGGGCCGGCGGGGUGCGGCGCUGCGGGCGGUGGGGACGGAGCGGCGGGCGCCGCGUGUGUGUUCGUGGUCCGCAGGGAUCAGGACAUCUACAUGGAGACGCUGCGGAAGCUCUUCAACGAAUCCCACGGCAUCUUCGUCGGGCUGCAGCGCUGCGAGGAGGAGCGAGCCGCGAGGGCGAGGAACGCGCAAUUAGUCCAAGUGAGCAAAAACUACCGCUCGGUCAUAAGAGCCUGCAUGGAGGACAUGCACCAGGCUGCAAUUUCAACCCGGGACUCUGCCCUGCACAGCCAGUACAGCAUUCAGGUUUCUAUUCUCUCUGCUAUGGAGCUGAUUUGGAAUCUGUGUGAGAUUCUGUUUGUUGAAGCAGCUCCAGCCGGUCCUCUCCUGCUUCGUCUCCUUGACUGGGUUCAACUUCACAUCUGUGAUGUAGACAACAUGGUCCGUGAAGUUCUGAGCAGUGACAAUCCAUCAAAACACAAGCUCUUCUGGAACGUGGUGGAUAUCUUUGUGCUGCAAGGCCGAAUGGAUGAAGCACGCCACUUGCUCUCCAAGGAAGCCAUUGCAAAUCCCACAUCAAUGAACAUGUACAAAAUCCUGGAUGAUUUGAUGAAGAAGAUGCCUGUGCCCAGUCUUGGUAACACCCAAACGCUGACUGAGAUGGAGCUGAAAUGGCAGCACUGGCAUGAAGAAUGCCAACGUUAUCUACAGGAUGGAACCUUUGCUUCCAAUUCCCACAUGGAAUCCAUCUGCAAAAUCCUGCUGGGAGAUGAGAAUGCCAUACUAGAAAAAAAGGAACUCAUGACUACUUGGUACCACUUUCUGGUUACUCGACUCCUGUAUUCGCAUCCAACUGUGAAGCCAAUGGAACUGCGGUUCUAUGCACAGUCUAGUAUGGACAUGUUCCUGGGUGAAGAAAGCAGCCCUGAACCUCUAGACAUAAUUUUAAUGGCAGCCUUUGAAUUUGAGCUUCACCAAGUGAUCAAGGAGUGCAGUGUUGCUCUGAGCAACUGGUGGUUUGUGGCUCAUCUGACUGACCUUCUGGAUCACUGUAAACUCCUGCAAUCUCACAAUCUCUAUUUUGGUUCAAACAUGCGUGAAUUUCUUUUACUAGAGUAUGCCUCAGGACUCUUCUCCCAUCACAGUCUGUGGCAGCUGGGGGUGGAUUACUUUGACCACUGUCCAGAAUAUGGCAGGGUCUAUUUGGAACUUCAUAUUGAGCGGAUACCUCUUAACACAGAACAGAAGGCCCUCAAAGUGCUGAGAAUCUGCGAGCAAAGACAGAUGCACGAACAAGUCCGAAGCAUCUGUAAAAUCAUGGCCAUGAAGGCUCUGCGAAAUAAUCGCUUGGGCUCUGCCCUGUCUUGGAGCAUCAGAGCCAAGGAUGCAGCUUUUGCUACACUAAUAUCAGAUCGAUUCCUUAAGGACUACUGCGAAAGGGGAUGCUUUUCUGACUUAGACCUCAUAGAUAAUUUGGGACCAUCCAUGCUGCUCAGUGACCGGCUGACAUUUCUCGGCAAGUACCGUGAAUUCCACCGUCUGUAUGGGGAGAAGCGGUUCUCUGAAGCUGCCAGGCUGCUUUUGAUGCUGAUGACUGCUCACAUUGCCCCUUGCUCCUUCUGGAUGACCCUCCUGACAGAUGCCCUUCCCCUGCUGGAGCAGAAAGAGGUCAUAUUUUCAGCAGAGCAGACUAACGAAUUAAUGCGAUGCCUGGAAGAUCUAACAGCAGGGAAGCUGGAUAGGCAGAAGUUUCAGGAUGAUGAUGUUGAGACCAUGAAAGUGGAAAUGCUGAGACUUGCUCUUGCGCGAAAUCUUGCACGAGUCAUUGUCAAAGAAGGCACAUUAGAAGGAUCUUGUAGACAGUAAUGUGUGAUUUUACUCUGUGUGGCUUAUUGUACAUAAACAUGACUGGUUUUCUAAGAAUAAAGGUCUUGUUUUGCA
Molecule: messenger RNA, 4276 nt
Organism: Lagopus muta (rock ptarmigan)
Lineage: Eukaryota; Metazoa; Chordata; Aves; Galliformes; Phasianidae
Gene: NUP85
Product: nucleoporin 85
Exons: 18
Coding region: 1967-4201 (744 amino acids)
Biological process (GO): positive regulation of DNA-templated transcription; protein import into nucleus; mRNA export from nucleus
Cellular component (GO): nuclear pore outer ring
Molecular function (GO): structural constituent of nuclear pore
Source: RefSeq, a predicted model, not a curated record